This is a messenger RNA of Juglans microcarpa x Juglans regia, 1791 nucleotides long. Its product is annotated as flavonoid 3'-monooxygenase CYP75B137-like. Gene Ontology annotation, molecular function: heme binding; oxidoreductase activity, acting on paired donors, with incorporation or reduction of molecular oxygen; iron ion binding. The coding region runs from base 16 to 1593 and encodes 525 amino acids. NCBI's taxonomy places the organism in Eukaryota, Viridiplantae, Streptophyta, Magnoliopsida, Fagales, Juglandaceae. The transcript is spliced from 2 exons. The record is from RefSeq and is a predicted model, not a curated record.
AAUGCAGCUUCUGCGAUGGGAUCGUGGAGGUCUUAUGCUGGUGACGAGAGGUUUUCUAGUUCAACUCUCACUGUUUUGAUCGGUAUUUUUGCUAUGUUAUGGUUGCUCUGGGCCAUCAAGAAACAAAGAAAGGCCGCAGUACCUCCAUUGCCACCAGGUCCUCGUGGCUUGCCAAUAGUCGGGUACCUUCCGUUUAUAGGUACAGAACUUCAUAUAAAAUUUGAGCAAUUGUGUGGGAUCUACGGCCCCAUCUAUAAGGUUUGGUUUGCAAAUAAGUUGUGCAUUGUGAUUAGCUCCCCCUCACUAGUAAAAGAAGUUGUUCGUGACCAAGAUGCAUUAUUCUCCAACCGUGAUGUGAACAAAGCUAUACUUGCGAUCACAUAUGGGGGAGCCGAUAUUGCUUUUUCCCCGAAUGGUCCAAACUGGAAGAUGUUGCGAAAGAUGUUUGUGAGAGAGAUGCUUAGUGCAUCAAAUCUUGAUACUACCUUCACUUUACGAAGAGAAGAGGUAAGGAACACCAUUAAAAAUGUGUAUGAAAAAAUAGGUACCCAAGUAGAUUUAGGAGAACUGGCAUUUGUGACGGCGAUAAAUGCCAUCAUGAACAUGUUGUGGGGCGGCACGCUACAAGGUGAGGAAGGGGCCAAGUUUGGAGCUGACUUUAAGAAUAUGUUUUCAAAUUUAAUGUUGCUACUCGCAAAGCCAAAUGUUUCGGACCUUUUCCCCGCAUUAGCAAGUUUUGAUUUACAAGGGAUAGAAAGGGAAGUAAAGGGGAUUUCCCAAAGCAUUGACCGAGUACUUGAUUAUGUCAUUGACAAACAGAUGAAGAGUUUGGCCAAGGCCAAGGAAGAGGGAAAGACAAAGACAGGACGAAAGGACUUUUUGCAAGUUCUCUUGGAAAUAAGGGAGCAGAACAAUGGUGCAUAUUCGAUUAGCAUGACCCAACUCAAGGCCGUGCUUGUGGACAUAGUGGUUGGUGCAUCCGACACCACAACGACAAUGUUGGAAUGGGUGAUGGCAAGGCUGAUGAAACAUUCGGAGAUAAUGAGAAAAGUCCAUGAAGAAUUAACAGAAAUCGUGGGGGUGGAUAACUUAGUCGAAGAAUUCCAUUUGCCCAAAUUACAGUAUUUAGAUGCUGUAAUUAAAGAGACGUUUCGUCUGCACCCACCUUUUCCUUUCCUAGUACCUCGAACUCCAAGUGAAUCUAGCAUCAUUGGAGGGUACCAUGUACCCAAAGGUUCUAGUAUUUUCGUGAAUGUUUGGGCUAUACAAAGGAACUCAAAGUAUUGGGACAAUCCAUUGGAAUUCAUACCUGAGAGGUUUCUAAAUGAUGGUUAUGGUAGAGUAGAUUAUUCUGGCAACAAUUUUAAAUAUUUUCCAUUUGGGUCAGGAAGAAGAAUAUGCGCGGGUCUUACACUAGGGGAAAGGACACUCAAAUACAUCCUGGCUUCAUUUUUGCACUCCUUCGAAUGGAAAUUGCCACAAGGUUCAGAGAUUGAUGUUUCAGACACUUAUGGUGUGGUUACAAAGAAGAAGAAUCCAACAAUUGCAAUUCCAACUCCAAGGUUGUCCAAAUCUGAGCUUUACACAGAAUAGUACAAUGUGAGAAAUACACUUCGUUGCUUUUCAUACCAAUACAAUGUAUGAAUCCUCUAUAUGCACAAUAACCAAUGAGGUUGUGAUGGUUUUCACUUCCUAUACUAUAUAGUUGUGAUGCAAAUAGGCUUAUAUUUAUACUCUUUGUAUCCAAAUUUGCACAAUUAUUGGCCUAUGAAUAAAAUCUUAGUUUGGCAA